Lepisosteus oculatus (spotted gar) is the source of this 3252-nucleotide messenger RNA. It is a transcript of the gene gpr45, whose product is annotated as G protein-coupled receptor 45. Gene Ontology annotation, molecular function: G protein-coupled receptor activity. Gene Ontology annotation, cellular component: membrane. NCBI's taxonomy places the organism in Eukaryota, Metazoa, Chordata, Actinopteri, Semionotiformes, Lepisosteidae. Gene Ontology annotation, biological process: G protein-coupled receptor signaling pathway. The record is from RefSeq and is a predicted model, not a curated record.
CCAGCAGCUCCUGGGAUAUGCUUACUGAUACCCGAAUAUUCGGUUCAGGGAGUCUUAUCUUUAAGACUGAUUGCAAUACUAAAAGACAGUAUGUCACCAGUGCCAAUUACAUUGUUUUCUUUCCGGGAACAUGGAAAAUCGCACAAUAAGCCUUUUCAAAAUAACAAGAAGAACCUUUUCUGAAUCUGUUACAUAUAUAAAUGGGUCUUUGCAACUGAUGUGGGAGGACAAUGCAAAAUAUCACCGCUGAGCACAAUGCCAAAGAAUGAAGAACUGCUGUGGCUAGAGAACAUCGAGUGGUAACCAUGACUGCGUGCAACAACAGCUUGUUUCAGGCUUGCACCUUGCAGGAGUCUAAUGCUUCAAGCCUGUUCUCUGCUGAAUAUACGGUCAUGCCCAUUACUCUAAGGAUAUUGUUGGCAGCUAUCAUGAUAUUUAUGAUCACUGUUGGUUUCUUGGGCAAUGCAAUUGUGUGCUUGAUUGUCUACCAGAAGCCGGCUAUGAGGUCUGCAAUUAACCUUCUUUUAGCAACGUUAGCCUUUUCUGACAUCAUGUUGUCUCUUCUGUGCAUGCCCUUCACUGCAGUCACCAUUAUCACAGUCGACUGGCACUUUGGGGCACACUUCUGCAGGGUGUCAGUCAUGCUCUACUGGUUUUUCGUUCUAGAAGGCGUAUCAAUCCUACUGAUCAUCAGUGUGGACCGUUUUCUGAUCAUAGUCCAGCGGCAGGACAAGCUCAAUCCUCACAGGGCCAAAAUAAUGAUCACAACAUCCUGGCUGCUCUCGUUCUGUAUUUCUUUCCCCUCAGUUGUGGGCUGGACAGUUGUUGAAGUCCCAACCCGGGCCCCCCAGUGCGUUCUGGGCUACACGGAAUCUCUGGCUGACCGGGUGUAUGCAGUCCUGCUGGUGGUGGCUGUUUUCUUCAUCCCUUUUGGCAUCAUGCUGUAUUCCUACCUCUGCAUCCUCAACACAGUGCGUCGCAAUGCUGUUCGUAUUCACAACCACGCUGACAGCCUGUGCCUGAACCAGGUCAACAAGCUGGGACUCACAGGUAUGCAGAGGCCGCCACAGAUGAACGUGGACAUGAGCUUUAAGACCAGGGCCUUCACCACCAUCCUCAUCCUUUUCGUUGGGUUCUCCAUCUGCUGGCUCCCUCACACCGUGGUCAGUCUUCUCGCGGUCUUCAGCAGCCGCUUCUACUUCAGCCCCUCUUUCUAUGCAGUCAGUGCCUGUGCGUUGUGGCUCAGCUAUCUGAAGACCGUCUUCAAUCCCAUCAUCUACUGUUGGAGGAUCAAGAAAUUCAGGGAGGCCUGCCUGGAGUUCAUGCCCAAGACCUUCAAGAUCCUCCCAAGAAUGCCUGGAAGGAGCCGAAGAAGGAUUCGGCCCAGUAACAUUUAUGUCUGUAGUGAGCUCCAGUCCGCUGUGUAAGACACACAGCAAAUUAAAAACCCACUGUAAAGCCUUAUUUUAAACUGGCUAGUGGACUAAAGAUUAACCCCUACAUUCCAACACGGUAUACUGUUUACGUAACAAUUUUCCCCACUCAAAUUGGUGUUUUGUCUACAAUGGAACAAUAAAACACAGCUUUGUAUAAAUAUCUAAAAUACUGUACAUUGUUCAUACUCUACAUUCAUUUUGUCAUACCAAUAUCCAAAUUAUACAAAGUAAUUUAACAGGUUACAUGUAUUAUAGUGCCUUUCAUCACAGUCAGGAUCCAAGAGCUGAACUACUGAUUGUUCAGAAAAGUACAGCCUCCUUAGAGGUGGAAUAUGCCAUUUCUAAAGUUCAAAACUACUCCCAUCAAGUACUGUUGGUUCAAUGCUGCGUAUUUAACUGGAUUAAAGCAAUGUCUCAGUCUCCAAUUACAGUGCUCCCAAUUGUAACUUAAAUUGCAAUGCAGUAUGGUUUUCCAACACUUAGAGAAGUUAAUGCAAAUAAACAUAGUGGCGUGAUCUGUAUUAUCAUGUUCUCAGGGGCAACUGGACAGAAAUUGCUAGGAUGCUUCAUAGGAGAAAUGGUAACAUCAAGGCAACCUGUCAUGAACCUAUUUGGCACAGUGUUUAAGUGGAUACUGACCUGGUUUGGCACUUUUUCAUAACAGAUUUAAUUUUAAUUUUUUCUAUAUAUAUAAACUACACUGUCACUGGUGGAAAGCUUCAGGCAGUUUAACUAAACUACAGAUUACAGAUUCUACUUAAUUUUUUUUAUAUAUAACAUUAAUAUGGCAUCUUUAAUACAAAUGUCACUCAGAACACUUUAGGUAAUUCAAACACAGUGUUAUAAAAACAAUUAAUGGUAACUGCUCCAGAUCAUGUUACUUCAGCAGCCUAAAGCAGAACAAGCUAGCUUCACUGUCAGGAAGAUGUUCAUCAGGAUUUUAUGUCACAGCCAAAGAUGCUCUGGCAAACCUAAGUAUUUACAUUUUAGGAAAUCAUAAUGUGACUUCAAAGAAGAAUCAGGCUUUACUGUUUUUGAGUUGUUCCUAGGCAUUUAACUGUAGUUCCCAGCACUCUUUAUGGUCUGAGUAAACACCUUAUUCCACAGCCUGAGCCCCUUAAUAAAACAUGACGUCUGCAUUUCUCAUAUGUCUAAAAAUAAGGUCUUUCCAAUGCCAUUGAGAACCAUAUGAAUGUAUUUUAGAGAGAAGAAAGUGUAGUGUUAUCUGAUGGUCUGAUUGUAAUAUCUUAUGUAAUGCAUGAUAUUGAGAUACAGAUUAUUUUCAACUGUAUUUUUAUUGAAAUAGGGAUAGAUAUUAGAAAAUAAAAUUGACAUAAGGCCAUUAACAACCAUACAUGUGUUUUUAUAUAUUUAAUAUAAUUUAAAUAUAAUUAUGUAUUUAAUAUAUUAUAUAUGUAACUUGAAAUGCGUUGGUUUACUGCACAGAUUUGAGAUAACCUUUGAAAUGGGGUUUUGUUUUUAAAUGCCAGAGACGUUCUAGAAUUAAGAAGUGUUUUAUUAAUACAUACUAUGGUCUGCCAUUGUAAUAUUAUGCAAUAUUGCGUACUAUUUUUAGUACAUACCAAUUUAAUAAAAAAUUAAUGAUCGUCAUAUUUUCAUUAAUCAUAUUUCUUGUUACAAUUCAAAGUUUUUGAAGAUAAUUGCAUUUUGAUCCUACAAUUAGAGGUUUGAAACGUAAUGAAAACCCCAGAUUUGUCUUGAAGUUACAAAUCUAUUCUAAUGAAUAGUAUGUUCAUUUGUUGUGCUUUCACAUACAUCAUUGUUGUCUUAAACUCUGCUGUAUUGAAAAUUUAUA